Molecule: messenger RNA, 1679 nt
Organism: Propithecus coquereli (Coquerel's sifaka)
Lineage: Eukaryota; Metazoa; Chordata; Mammalia; Primates; Indriidae
Gene: CD300LG
Product: CD300 molecule-like family member g
Exons: 7
Coding region: 14-1030 (338 amino acids)
Cellular component (GO): plasma membrane
Molecular function (GO): transmembrane signaling receptor activity
Source: RefSeq, a predicted model, not a curated record
UCCAGCGCCCACGAUGCGGCCUCUGGUCCUGCUGUGGGGCUGCCUGGUGCUCCCAGGUUAUGAAGCCCUGCAGGGCCCGAAGGAGAUCAGCGGGUUUGAAGGUGACACAGUGACCCUGCAGUGCACCUACCGGGAAGAGCUGAGGGACCACAAGAAGUACUGGUGCAAGCAGGUUGGGUACCUACUCCUCCGCUGCUCUGACAUCAUCUACACGGGAGAAGAAGGCCAGGAGACAACACAGGGCAGGGUGUCCAUCCGAGACAGCCCCCAAGAGCUAGCCCUCACCGUGACCCUGCGGAACCUCACCCUGCAGGACGCUGGGAAGUACCGGUGUGGGGUAAAAAAACUGGUCUUCUCUGAGACUUUCCUGGUGUCUCUGUUAGUCUUUCCAGGGCCCUGCUGUCCUCCCUCCCCCUUUCCCUCCUUCCAGCCUCUUGCUACAAGGAGCCCGCAGCCCAAGGCAAAGGCUUGGCAAACGCAGCCCCCAGAACUGACUUCUCCUGGUCUCUACCCGACAGUCACCACAGCCAAGCAGGGGAAGACAGGGGCUGAGGCCUCUCCGUUCACGGGGACCUCCCCGUAUGGGCACGCAGGAACCUCCCUGUACACAGGAACCUCUCUGCAUGCAGGAACCUCUCCUCACGCAGCGACCUCUCCUCACGCAGGGAGCUCGCGCCCAACCAUGCAGCUGGACUCCACCCUGGCAAAGGACACCAGGUCUGUUCCCAGCAGCAGCAGCUCCAAGCCCAGGGUGUCCAUCCCGCUGGUCCGCAUGUUGGCCCCAGUCCUGGUGCUGUUUGGCCUUUUGCUGGCUGCGGGCCUGAUCGCCCUGGGCAGCCACAUGCUCCGCUGGAGAAAGGAAGCUCAACUGGCCACUGAGACACAGAAGAAUGAGAAAGUCUACCUCUCACACUUGACUACAGAGGAAGAGGACCCCCCUGCCCAGGACCUCGAGGGGGACAUGAUCCCGGUGCCCCCCUUCCACCUGUCUGAGGCGGAGCUGGGCUUCUCCAAGUUCAUCUCCACGUAGCUGCAGAAGGCCCACCUGGCCAGGCGGCCGUGAAGCUGAAUGGCGGGUUCUGCACCGGCUCCCACAAGCUUUCUGCCUUUCUCCCCACCCUCCCCAGGCUGCCCUCCUGCGUGCCCCAGUCUGACCUGGACUCGUUCGCCAGCUCUGGAGCCCGGAGUGGUGGCCUUACAGUUCCAGCUGGAGACUGGGACUUCCCCAUAUGUCCACGCCUGAGCAGGACACACAGCCACUGGACCCUCACGGGGCCGGGCAAGGCUCAGCAGGUCUGGUCCGAGCUUGUGUCUGCUCCGGGAGACCCCUGGGGCCGGGGUGCCAGCAUCAGCCCCACCUUCCUCCCUUCUCCUCCCUUCCUGGCACCUGACUCGGCACCACGUUCCUGCACCAGCUGGGGAUGAGGGGGAGCGUGCUGGGGUUAGACUGGAUUCUGGAUUCUCAAAGCGCGGCUGUGAACCGCCUGCAUCCCAGCCCUCAGGGAGCUGUUAGAAAUGUAGUUCCUGACCCACCAAAGCCAUCUCUGGGGCCGGGCCCAGGACUCCGCAUUUCUGGAAAGUACCCCAGCAAUUCUCACAUUCGAAUUUGAAGACCAGCCGGCCUGAUGAAUGCUCAGACCCUUCCAGCUUAGAGUCUACAUGAGUAGGUAUGUGGAGUC